UUAAGUUUCCCACGCCUGUUGUUGUGGCGCUUGCCCUUUUCUCUCACUCUCUCUCCCCCGUCUUCCUCUGUCGCCCCCCUCUCCCUCCGUCCCCAGUCUGCGUGUUGUUGUCUCGUCGGCCCGUUGCUCUAGCAGGGCAAGGAUCUCGCGAGUGUUGGAGUUUGGGUGAGAGUUUGUGGAAGAUGGCGCCUGUUGUCACAGGGAAGUUUGGGGAACGUCCUCAACCACAACGCCUGACCAGGGAAGCUAUGCGGAACUACUUGAGGGAACGAGGUGAUCAGACAGUCCUAAUCCUGCAUGCCAAAGUCGCACAGAAAUCCUAUGGAAAUGAGAAGAGGUUCUUCUGCCCACCUCCCUGUGUGUACCUCAUGGGCAGUGGCUGGAAGCAAAAGAAGGAGCAAAUGGAGCGAGAUGGGAGCUCGGAGCAGGAGGCCCAGCCUUGUGCUUUUAUAGGCAUUGGGAACAGCGAUCAAGAGAUGCAGCAGCUUAACCUGGAGGGAAAGAAUUAUUGCACAGCCAAAACUUUGUACAUAUCAGACUCGGACAAAAGAAAGCACUUCAUGUUGUCAGUCAAGAUGUUCUAUGGCAACAGCGCAGACAUUGGCGUGUUCCUCAGCAAAAGAAUCAAGGUCAUAUCCAAACCCUCCAAGAAGAAGCAGUCUCUGAAGAAUGCAGACUUAUGCAUUGCAUCAGGGACCAAAGUAGCGCUCUUCAACCGCCUGCGUUCUCAGACUGUCAGUACCCGCUACCUUCAUGUGGAAGGGGGCAACUUCCAUGCCAGCUCUCAACAAUGGGGGGCCUUCUACAUCCACCUCCUGGAUGAUGAAGAGUCUGAGGGAGAGGAGUUCACAGUGAGGGACGGCUACAUCCAUUAUGGCCAGACCGUGAAGUUGGUGUGCUCUGUCACGGGCAUGGCACUCCCACGCCUGAUAAUCCGCAAAGUGGACAAGCAGACAGCAUUGCUUGAUGCUGAUGACCCCGUGUCGCAGCUCCACAAGUGCGCCUUUUACCUGAAGGAUACAGAGAGGAUGUAUCUGUGCCUGUCCCAAGAGAGGAUCAUCCAGUUCCAGGCCACUCCCUGUCCAAAAGAGCCCAAUAAGGAGAUGAUCAAUGACGGGGCUUCUUGGACCAUCAUCAGCACAGACAAAGCGGAGUACACUUUCUAUGAGGGCAUGGGGCCUGUGCACUCACCAGUCACACCAGUUCCAGUAGUGGAGAGCCUUCAGUUGAAUGGUGGGGGUGAUGUGGCCAUGCUGGAGCUGACAGGACAGAACUUCACUCCAAAUCUUCGAGUCUGGUUUGGUGAUGUUGAGGCUGAGACAAUGUACAGGUGUGCAGAGAGCAUGUUGUGUGUGGUGCCAGACAUCUCAGCAUUCCGCGAGGGUUGGAGAUGGGUGCGGCAGCCGGUACAAGUACCGGUCACACUGGUGCGCAACGAUGGGAUAAUCUACUCCACCACGCUAACGUUCACCUACACACCAGAGCCGGGCCCGCGACCCCACUGCAAUGCCGCCGGGGCCAUCCUGCGUGCCAGCAGCUCCAGCCUGCUGGGAAGUAGCACGAAUAGCGAUGCUGGCUAUGCUGGAGGCAACAGCAACCCCACUAGCGUCACAUCCUCUUCAGCUGCUGCUGCAGUUGUGUCCUAACACACAAAACACACGUAAAAUGACUUACAGGUGAACUCCUCAAAGUGCUGCAAAAAAAAAAAAAAAAAAAA
Paramormyrops kingsleyae is the source of this 1717-nucleotide messenger RNA. RefSeq names its product recombination signal binding protein for immunoglobulin kappa J region b (gene rbpjb). The record is from RefSeq and is a predicted model, not a curated record. Gene Ontology annotation, molecular function: DNA-binding transcription activator activity, RNA polymerase II-specific; RNA polymerase II cis-regulatory region sequence-specific DNA binding. Gene Ontology annotation, cellular component: nucleus. NCBI's taxonomy places the organism in Eukaryota, Metazoa, Chordata, Actinopteri, Osteoglossiformes, Mormyridae. Gene Ontology annotation, biological process: regulation of transcription by RNA polymerase II.